Ostrinia furnacalis (Asian corn borer) is the source of this 913-nucleotide messenger RNA. RefSeq lists its product as uncharacterized. The record is from RefSeq and is a predicted model, not a curated record. The coding region runs from base 179 to 913 and encodes 244 amino acids. The transcript is spliced from 3 exons. NCBI's taxonomy places the organism in Eukaryota, Metazoa, Arthropoda, Insecta, Lepidoptera, Crambidae.
UAACUCAUCACGUAAAAAUCCCGUCAUACAGGGUGAAAACGGGAAUGUUUUGACAAUACAGGGUGGUAACCGUAGUUCACCUGUAACACGGGGUGGCAACCGGAAUUUUUCGGACACACAGGGUGGCAACCGGAACUUUUCGGGCAUAUUACAGGGUGGCAAAUGCGACUUUUCUGGGAUGCAGGGUAACGCAUCCGAAAUGUGUCACAGUGGUAAUCGUGUGCAAGAUAGAUGUGAAAUGCCUAUCUCUCCCGAUGUUUUACGCAAUUUUCGAGAAAUUGCCGAUUUUGAGGCGAAAGCCAGUUUUUCAGGUACCAGUGAGUUUAAUACCGCCCAGGUGGAGGGCGAGCCUCACGAUUUAUGUUUCCUCCCUAGUCUGACUCUUUAUACAGCGGGAGUUGACUUCGACCACUUCAAACCGACGAUCCGUAUCCAGAUAUUGGGUCAUAGCGGCGUUGCUGUCAUGGACACAGGGGCUACGGACUGCCUAGCCAGUCCGAUGUUGUACCGGAAGUUGGUGGCAGGUGGCGUACGCUUCGCGGAGACGCAGCGAUCGAUCGGGUUAGCAGACGGAACGCGACAGGUACGCGAUGUCCUUAUAGGUGACGUGACUGUCGUCCUGCAGGGUCGAAAAAUAUUUACCACAUUCCUGGUGAUCCCUGGAGCCGAUACGAGAACGCUUCUAGGACGUGACUUCAUCAGAGACGCAGGUAUUGUUAUUGAUAUCCAGCAGGCAGCGUGGAGUUUUGCCGACACACCAGACCGGCGGUACGCUUUUGUACAGGAUCGUGUAUUUACCCCUACCGCCGACGCCGAGCUGAAGCGUGUCGAGGAGACCACGAAGCUGAAGCUGAGGACCAAGAGCAGUUGUUAUUGCCUCGGGGUAGCUUUGAAGCAGGGGGAGGGGCNAUGA